This is a messenger RNA of Neodiprion virginianus, 664 nucleotides long. RefSeq lists its product as uncharacterized. NCBI's taxonomy places the organism in Eukaryota, Metazoa, Arthropoda, Insecta, Hymenoptera, Diprionidae. The transcript is spliced from 2 exons. The coding region runs from base 101 to 550 and encodes 149 amino acids. The record is from RefSeq and is a predicted model, not a curated record.
ACGGCGUGAAAGCUAUAUAUCCAGUGGCUACAAUAGGUUGCAUUUUCAAAGUGUCUUCGCAUUGUACAAUCUGCCUUUGACGGAACUGGAAGAGUAAAUUAUGAAGCGACUAGCGAGCCUGCUGCUGAUUGUCAUCUUGACUACAGAAUACGCCAGUGCUGUAACUGUGGUAAGAGAGAGGGAUGGGAGCAUGGAAAGUAGCAAUGGUAUAAACGGCAGGGUGGCGGACCAUGUUGGACAGUUAAUCAACGGGGUUGAACGCCUUCCUUACAUCGGGGAAAUAGUUAAGAACUUUUUAACACAGGCGAUAAACAUCGUGAUUCAAUUGGACGUUGCAACCAAAGGAAAUCUUAGCCGCAUGAUAAAUAGGAUAAUGCCAUGUACAAUUUCCGUUGACGGAAGUAUGAUGUGCAGCGGAGUUUCCAUGGCAUCACAAAUUCGUGAGCUCGUUACGAGCCUGAUAGACAUCUUCCUUCCUCCAUGGGCCAAGAUUGUGUUGGCCACGGUUAUAGCUCGCAUGAAACCAAUGAAUUUCACUGAUAACUGGUAGCCCGGUUCUAUCCAUCUGUGCAUAAUAUUGAUGUCAUUGAUAUUAUACAAUUAUCUAUGUAACGAUGCGUCUUUAUUGCAUCUGUGUUCGAUUAAAACUUUAUCUAUACAAUGA